GGAAGCAUAAUGGGGUCUCCGACCCUCCCAUCCCAGAAUGACUCUACUCAUAAGGGAGGAGGUCUGGACACCCCGGUCCUGUGGGUGCCAUCUUGUGGGACCUUAAAUUCACAUGGAGGAGUGACACACAGGUGGGUGGGAGGACAGACCCCACCUCUGGAGGUGCUUCUGGGUCUCUUCCAGGAUGGCCGAGGAGACGGCCACACCAUGGGCCUUGGAGGCGAGGGCAGCCAUCUUGGCAGCCAGGGUCCGGCUCUCACUCUCCAGCUGUUGGUGCCGUUUCUGCAGCCUCUGGCUGGAGCGCAGGUCCUGCGCUCAGGGGGAAGUGGGCGAGAAGUCCCUGGAGGUCACCGUUUGGGAUUACGACAUUGGAAAAUCCAACGAUUUCAUUGGUGGUGUGGUUCUGGGCAUCCACGCCAAGGGGGAGCGCCUGAAGCACUGGUUUGACUGCCUGAAGAACAAGGACAAGCGCAUCGAGCGCUGGCACAUGCUCACCAGCGAGCUCCCAGGGGCUGUGCUCAGCGACUGACGCCCACCCGCCACUGCUACCCCUGCCGCCACCUGCGCCCGGCACGGCUGGCCCCGGGCUUCCCCAGCAGCCACCAAGGCCUGUGGCCCCCACACUGGGGGAGAUCCAGAACCCCUGCUUGGACACAGAGCCACUGCAGUCCCCGCUCGGAGGACGUGGAGGGCUCAGCCACUCUGGGACGGGGAGGGCAAGGAGCUGGGGUGGGGGGCUCUCAGCCCUCUGGGGCCCAAGAAGCCGGUGGUGGAAAGAGACCUCAGCACCUGCCCAGGGGAAGGGGACACGCCCAUCUGGGAGCAAAGACCCUUCUAGAGGCCAGCCCUGGCUGAGAGGACAGGAGUGUGGGGGCGCCUUGGCGGACAGUGGGAACAGAGGAGGGAGGUGGUGAGCAGACAGACAGGUGGAGGAUGGGACCUUGAAGACUGGCUGCUCCAGCCCAAGAAAGCCUGACUGCAUCCCUCAUCUCCUUCGCUGCUGGGCAGAUGGAAGAAGUGGGCUUGCCGGCCGAAAGUCUGCCAGAGUUCCCGGAGGCUCCUGAUGACGGGUAAAUUGGCACAUGCUUCACUCAAUGAUUCCACAAGCCCUGGGGGUGAAUGAGACACAGGGCCUGCCCUCAGGGAGUUCCCAUCUAGUCAGGAAGCCGGAACAAACCAUUCCAACUGGGGUGAGAAAUACCAAGACCAGCUUGACCAGUCUGCAAGUACCGUGGGCUCUGCUGACUCUGCCGGGAGGUCAGGGAAGGCUUCCUGGAGGAGGCGGUGCUUCCGUAAGGCCUUGGAGG
Pan troglodytes (chimpanzee) is the source of this 1307-nucleotide messenger RNA. RefSeq names its product double C2-like domain-containing protein beta. The coding region runs from base 185 to 529 and encodes 114 amino acids. Lineage: Eukaryota; Metazoa; Chordata; Mammalia; Primates; Hominidae. Gene Ontology annotation, biological process: exocytosis; spontaneous neurotransmitter secretion; regulation of calcium ion-dependent exocytosis. The record is from RefSeq and is a predicted model, not a curated record. Gene Ontology annotation, cellular component: synapse. The transcript is spliced from 2 exons.